AUGGGGGAUAUUGAAUCCGAUCCUGUCGCCCACGAGUCGCCUUCGAAGCCAGGCACCAGAUGGCGGCAACGACUAUUCCCAUUCAUCAAUCACCAGGCACAUGAAAACAACCGGCUGGCGCAAGUCCGGAGCUAUUCACAACGAUUUCUAAGCAGUAAAUGGUGCCACUACUCUGUCCUCGUUCUCGUGAUCCUCGACAUUUGCUCCAUCUUUGCAACAUUCCUGCUAGAACUGCAUCUCUGCGAGCACAGAUACGAUGAAGGCUUCGAUGUCGAGACAUGGACCCAGGCCAUCGAAGGCCUGGCCCAUCUUAGUUUAGCAUUUUGUUCGUUGUUUAUGGCGGAGUUACUGGCUCGUCUGAUUGCUUUUGGACCACGCUACUUUCUAUCAUGGUUUCACGCCUUUGAUGCUAUUGUCGUCAUCGGCGCUUUCGUCAUUGAACUCACCAUCACUGAUCCCAUGGAACAGGCGGGGUCCUUGGUGAUCAUCCUCCGCCUGUGGCGUGUCUUCAAGAUAGUUGGGGAGAUUUCCGCUGGUGCAGAAGAGGAGAUGACUGCCCUACAAAAACAAAUCGAGAAGCUCAAGCACAAGAACGAAGAGGUUCUCAAGGAGAAUCAUGACCUACGAGCGAAAGUGCAGACUGCCGCGAGGACAACCAGCAUCGAUGAUGCUAAUUCACACGACUCGGGUCGCUAAAUCACCCCAAGAGAGUUCAUGUACAGGAUUUGCCUGAAGGAGAUCAACGAGAGCAACACAAUAUUAGGCAUGAAUCAUUAUGGCAUUUGUGAUAAGUGGAUGUCAUUCAUUCUGAGGCUCGCUGAUGAUGCUCUUUCUGCAAAAUAUCAAAAGACAAAUGAAACAAUAACUGGU
Exophiala mesophila is the source of this 870-nucleotide messenger RNA. RefSeq lists its product as uncharacterized. Gene Ontology annotation, cellular component: plasma membrane. The record is from RefSeq and is a predicted model, not a curated record. Gene Ontology annotation, biological process: proton transmembrane transport. Gene Ontology annotation, molecular function: voltage-gated proton channel activity. NCBI's taxonomy places the organism in Eukaryota, Fungi, Ascomycota, Eurotiomycetes, Chaetothyriales, Herpotrichiellaceae. The transcript has 2 exons. Bases 1 to 696 code for a protein of 231 amino acids.